Molecule: messenger RNA, 1341 nt
Organism: Xenopus tropicalis (tropical clawed frog)
Lineage: Eukaryota; Metazoa; Chordata; Amphibia; Anura; Pipidae
Product: traf2 and NCK-interacting protein kinase
Exons: 12
Coding region: 139-1167 (342 amino acids)
Molecular function (GO): transferase activity; protein serine/threonine kinase activity; kinase activity
Source: RefSeq, a predicted model, not a curated record
GGAUGCCUAAUAGGUCUAAUAUAACAUGUUAAUGACACUUUUAAGCUCUCACUUAGAUGGUUGAGAAAUUGUAUUUAUAUUUCACAGGCGUCACCUAUAGAGACUGGCACCAACACCAGCCAGGACGAGGGCUCAGUUAUGGAUCUGAGCAAGGAGGAUGAGCAAGACCUUAAGGAGGAAUCUGGCACUACCACCUGCCAGCCCAAGAUCUCCCGAAGAAAGCGAGUGGAACCUCCGACCAACGAGGGGAAUAACACCAUCUCACUCGCUAAGAAAUACCCAGAGCCCGGGAGAUAUUUCAAAUUGGGGGAACAAAUUGGAGAGGACCCCAACGGAGUGAUUUACAAUGGAUGGCACCGAAGCAGACGAGUGGAGGUCGCCAUUGUAAUCAUAAAAGAUCAAGAGAAGCAAAAAGGAAUCCAAACAGAACUUGAUGUCCUUGAAAUGGUGUCUGGCCAUGAAAACAUCGUGGAUUUCUAUGGGGCUUAUUACCAUCAGGCCCCACGGACACCAUCACUCCCUGAAGGACUAUGGAUUGCUACUGAGUUCAUCACUGGUGCCACGCUACAAGACCUCAUUGGCACCAGAAAGACCUUAGGAGAAAGGUGGAUCUCCUACAUUUGCAAACAAAUAAUAACGGGCCUUUUCCACCUGCAGAAAAAGAAUGUCAUCCACCAUGACAUUAAGCCCGGAAACAUCUUAAUCACCUCCUUCGGAGAGGUGAAGAUUGGCGAAUUUGGCUUCGCCACAUUUGGAGGAAAGAGCAGCAGUACUUCUGGGACUAUAACAUACUCGGCCCCAGAAGUACUGGCUAAUUUUAGCAACACGCAGCUUGAGUAUGACCAUAAGGCUGACAUCUGGUCACUCGGCAUUGCUGCCAUUGAAAUGGCGGAGGGAGAUCUCUCAUUCAGCAAACUCUCACAACAGAAGCUGAUUGAGAAGCUAACACGCGGUCCCGCGCCAUCAUUAACACCAUGGGGAAAAUGGAGCGACGAGUUCCGUUUCUUCAUUUCUGAGUGCCUGCAGACAGAUCCAUCGAGAAGACCUUCUGCAAGGCAACUUCUGUCGCAUCCCUUUAUUGGAGAGAUCAGGGGUGAAAGGGGUGUGCAGAAGAACAUUGCCCAACAGCUGCACCGAGGUAAGGGAAACUGCUCAUUCUCAUUAUAGUUCACACGAUGCAUUGACUAUAACUGUCUACUGCUCCCGUUCAUACAAAUAUUCUCUUGCCUUCCUACAUACAAAUUCAUUCAACACUAAAUCCACCAAUAAUAAAGACUUGUAUUAGGGCAGAGGUCACUAAACUGGGCUAAAGGCCCCCAUACACGGGCCGAUUGUAGCUGC